AUGGACACCGCGACUAACAACACCACGCACCAUCACCUUUAUCAGAAUGAUAAUACUACAAACUCAACCUUUGACUCAGAGGACGAGCAUGAUGAUUUAGGUUAUGACAUUACUGAAUUCGAUUUAGAUGUGGUCGACGAUGCACUUCUGAACCCUAAUAGCAAAGAAUAUAUGGAUCAUUUCGGAUUUAGAAUACAAGUCAGAACAGACGAUGAAGAGUCGAGCGAUGACGGCUCGAUGAGCGAUUACAGUCCAGUUUCUGUUGGCCAUCCACAACAACAACAACAACAUCAAGAAGAGCAGCAUAAAGAUAGCUUAGAUAAUGAAGACGAGGAAGAUGUUGUUAUCAAAAGAGCGACAAGAACCAAUUUCUCGCCCAUAUCAACAACUACUUCAAUGACACCCACGACCACCACUACUACUACCACCACUGCUAGAACAACAACAACAGCAAAUAACAGAAGUGAUUACAAACGUUUGUCACAUCAAGAGCAUAAGCUUGAUUCAGAUGAACAUCUAGCGUUGAAGAAAGACGCUUUAGCCUAUCUAAAGCAACUGAAAGAGCAAGAUCAAGGAUCCAAUGAUAAGAGUCAUAUAGAUUGGACCUUCUGGGAGUCGGUCAUCCAUAACUUUGGAGAUAUAGUUGAAAAUCAGUACGAUAAAAUACAGGAACAUCUUAUUCACGGCAUACCCUCCCUACUUCGCGGCUAUCUAUGGCAAAUAAUUUCUAAAUCGGCUGAUCAAACCUUUAGAAUGAAAGAUAGUGACAACAUGGCCUAUUAUACAGAUAUAUUAGUUAGAAAAAGCACCAGUCAUUUUGAAAAACAAAUUCAAAGAGAUGUUCCGCGUACUUUCCCGGGACACCCAUUUUUUCAGACAGAAACAGGGAGACGAUCUUUAUUCAAUGUCGCAAAAGCCUACAACAAAAUGGAAUACGCUGCGUUUUGCAUCCUGGUCAAACUUAUGGGCAAGUAUGGUUUACGAGGCCAUUUUACACCACAUAUGGACCUACUACAUCAACAUCUUUAUCAAUUUGACAACGUGUUUCAGCAAAAGUUACCGGUUGUGCAUCGUCAUUUAGAAAGAGAAGGGGUCACACCCUCCAUGUAUGCUUCUCAAUGGUUCAUCCCUCUAUUUUCUUAUUGUAACCAACAACAACAAAAACAAGUCUUUUCUCAACCAUGGAUGGAAUUUUUGUUCCGCAUCAUGGAUUUGCUGUUGGUAGAGGGUACACAUAUAUUGAUCCAAAUCGCAUUGGCUUUGGUGAUACGGAACCAAGACAAGUUAUUAGGAAUGAAGUUUGAGCGUUUGGUAAGCUUUUUGUGUCAUGACAUUUUUUCUGUCUAUAUCCAUGCUACCGAAGAGGGUGCAGUCGUAGUGGAUGUUGACCAGUUUGUACAAGAUGUUUAUCGAGUGGAGUUGCCACCAAAAUUCAUGGCAAGAUUGGCGCAACAAUACUGGAACCAACAACAGCAGCAUAGUGUAGGUGGCCUCGAAAAUCUUCGUCGUAUCAACGGUCAACUCUCUGAGCAUAUUCGAUCUGUUGAGGGCACUCUACAAGCUUUGCGUCAGGAAAAUCAGGAAUUAACCAACCAAGUCAUCAGCAGUAAAAUGGAUAUGGCUCGUACAGAAGAUGAGAAAGAGCAAUUACGGUACGAAUUAGCACAAGUGAGAGCUGAGUUUGAGCAAUAUAAACAAGAAGAAAAUGCCCAGUUGGUUCAAAAGAACGUGGCUCUAGCGAGCCAGCUGACCGAGACAGAAACCAUGCUGAUCGAAUUGAAGAUGCAGUUUGCAGAGCGAGAAACAGCAACAGACGCUGCUCAGCGCUUCGGCAACAGAGGGGGAAGGAACAAUAGCGAGCUGCUGAAAGAAUACCCAUUUCGUUUGAAUUUCUAUUUAAAGGUACCGACAUCUGAAAUCACCAUUGAAGAAUUUGAGACUUUUGCUCUCGAUCGAUUACAAGGAGAUUUGUAUAUAGAAAGACGUAAAGAUCAUAUCAGUCAUUUUGUGUUAAGAAUGGCCUAUUGUCGAAAUUUAGAUCUACGUAAAUGGUUUGUGAAUCAAGAAUUGGCAUUAUUCAAAAUUCGUUUUGAUCAAGAAAGCAUGGAGGAAAAAAAACGAUUUUUGGCUUCACUCAACCUGAACUGGGAAAUGAUUUCAAUGGAAGAAAAAGAAAGCCUAAGAAAAGAGCUUACUACCUGCUCUCGAUGCAAACCAGGCAUCAAUGCAGAUGACUACGUUACAAACGAAACGUUUUUCAAAGUCGACUUUUGGAAAGUGCCCGAACUUGUAGGCACCCGCUCUGUCUUUGUCAAACGUGGUAAAGCCUACGUUCCAAUGAAAGAACAAGUCAAUUUAGUGAUGACCGAGUUUAGAAAUUACCUCGAGCGCGCUCUGAACGCGACUAGUAAGAUUUUGCCUCGAUUAGAAGAAGACGAUAGACUGAAACCUAUUCUUCAAAAUGUCGAGAAACAAUAUGUGGGCAAAAUGUACAAUGGGGAGGACGCCGGAUCGGAUGGUCAUAAAAUUAAAGCGAGUGAAGUGGAUGCACUGGUGAAAGCGCACGCACCGUUGGGCAUGCGCCAUUUACAUAACGUGUUGCGCGCCAAGAAACAUUUAAAGCAUGGUGGUCGUUUACAGUACGGCCUUUUCUUGAAGGGUAUUGGAUUACCAUUGGAAGAGGCGCUAAUCUUUUGGAGACAGGCAUUUUCAGAGAUUACAGAUGACAAAUUCAGAAAAGAGUAUCAGUAUAAUAUUCGACAUAUGUAUGGUUUGGAGGGUUCACGUCAUAAUUAUAAACCGUUCAGUUGUAUGAAGAUUAUAACAAGUAACCAGCCAGGACCGGGCGACGAUCAUGGUUGUCCUUACAAACAUUGGUCGCCACAGAACCUGGAAGCAGCUCUGAGGAAAGACGGUCUCAAUAAUCAACAAGUGCAAGAAAUUUUAGAACUGUCGCGUAAUAAACAUUAUCAGGUUGCAUUGACACGACACUUUGAAUUCCUACAUCCCAAUAUGAAGCAGAAGAUUGAUACUAUUGAACAUCCGAAUGAGUACUACGAGCUAAGUAAACAAUAUGCAGAAGAACAACAGCAACAACCGUCAUCAGAAGACGCUCAGAUGGAGGUAGUAGAAGAAGAAGGGGCUGCUACAGAGAGAGCAGUGUCAGCGGAAGAAGAAGCUAGAAUAGAAAAAAUGUUAGCAGAUGAAGAGGCGUUAUUAGACGAAACCAUGGAUAUUGAAGGAUUAACCAUUGGCAGUUAA
Messenger RNA from Mycotypha africana, 3261 nucleotides. RefSeq names its product eukaryotic and archaeal DNA primase, large subunit-domain-containing protein. Gene Ontology annotation, biological process: DNA replication, synthesis of primer. The coding region runs from base 1 to 3261 and encodes 1086 amino acids. Gene Ontology annotation, cellular component: alpha DNA polymerase:primase complex. Lineage: Eukaryota; Fungi; Mucoromycota; Mucoromycetes; Mucorales; Mycotyphaceae. The transcript has 10 exons. The record is from RefSeq and is a predicted model, not a curated record.